UCUUCUGUCUAUGUCAACAUAUUUAACCUGCCUUAACUCUGCCUAAUAUUUGUAUAAUAAUUAUUGAGUUGGUAGCCUAAAACAAAUGAUCAAAGAAGUUGUAGAGUGUGAAAUUGUGCAUAUUUUUUAAUUUCUUAUUUACAACAAUAAAUACAAUCUUGCAAAAUGGAAGGAAGAGAAAAACCUGAACACUUGUUAGCACUCAAAGUUAUGCGACUAACAAGACCAACAUUAGCAAGUCCAGUUUGUGUACAAACAGAGUCUACUGAUCUCCUUGGAAUGGUUUUGAACAACCAGUUAAAAAACGACAUAACUGCAGUUCCUGGAGCUGAGUCAUUUGCCAUAGGACAAUUCUUACUACUACCACAAAGUUUUGGAAACAUUUACUUGGGUGAGACAUUCUCAAGCUAUAUUUGUGUACACAACGAUAGCACUCAAUCUGCCAAAGAUGUUACAUUGAAGGCUGAUCUUCAGACAAGUUCUCUCCGUAUCCCACUUACUGGACACCAAGGAGACUCAGUAGCCAGAGACUUGGAGCCUGGUCACAAUCUGGACGAGGUCAUACAUCACGAAGUCAAGGAGAUCGGAACUCACAUACUUGUGUGUGAAGUGAGCUACUCUCCCCAAUCCCUGACCAGUAACAGACUCUCGUUUAGAAAGUUCUUCAAGUUUCAAGUUGUCAAGCCAUUAGAUGUGAAAACAAAGUUUUACACUGCAGAGUCAGAUGAAGUUUACCUAGAAGCCCAAGUGCAGAACAUCACUUCUGGACCAAUCAGUUUGGAGAAGGUCACCUUGGAAUCAUCUCAUCUGUUUAAUGUAACGGCUUUAAACACCAAGACGAAUGGCGAGUCCGUGUUUGGCCCGGUGAACUGUGUUCCGGCCAACGCCAGUAGACAGUUCCUGUAUUGUCUGCGGCCUCAGGCCUCCUUGACUGAGGACCUGAAGCUACUGAGCGGGGCGACCAACAUCGGCAAACUAGACAUUGUGUGGCGCUCCAACCUGGGCGAGCGUGGUCGACUGCAGACCUCUCAGCUGCAGAGAAUGGCCCCAGAGUACGGCGACAUGCGUUUGUCUGUACAAGAACUGCCCAACAUUGUACAAUUGGAAGAACCUUUUGACUUCCAGUGUCGAAUCAUCAACACUUGUGAAAGAACUCUGGACAUAUCACUGAGACUGGAGUCGUGUCCCGGCUUGGCGUGGUGCGCUGUGUCUGGGCAACAGCUGGGCAAGUUGGAGCCUGGACAGUCGACAUACCUAACACUGACUGUGGUGCCUCUACUGCCGGGACUACAGAAUAUUUCUGGUAUUCGCUUGGUGGAUACGUUCCUAAAGCGGACCUAUGACUACGAUGAGCUCGCUCAAGUUUACGUCACAGAAGGAGUCGGAUUUGUUGCUGCGUAAAGAUCACCUACUUACACAUCCAUUCCAGCAGUGUUAUGAUUGAAAAGCUUUACCGAUUAUUGUAAGAAAAAAUAGCUGAGCUGUUGUUAAUGUUUAAUUUAUAUUAAAUUAUUAUGAUUUGUUA
Messenger RNA from Macrosteles quadrilineatus (aster leafhopper), 1525 nucleotides. Its product is annotated as trafficking protein particle complex subunit 13-like. The transcript is spliced from 10 exons. Gene Ontology annotation, cellular component: TRAPPIII protein complex. The coding region runs from base 166 to 1401 and encodes 411 amino acids. The record is from RefSeq and is a predicted model, not a curated record. Lineage: Eukaryota; Metazoa; Arthropoda; Insecta; Hemiptera; Cicadellidae.